Diceros bicornis minor is the source of this 5721-nucleotide messenger RNA. RefSeq names its product synaptonemal complex protein 2 (gene SYCP2). The record is from RefSeq and is a predicted model, not a curated record. The coding region runs from base 556 to 4956 and encodes 1466 amino acids. The transcript has 43 exons. Lineage: Eukaryota; Metazoa; Chordata; Mammalia; Perissodactyla; Rhinocerotidae.
UUCUCUGCUACCCAGCGAGGCUCCCUCGGUCUGGCCGAGGGUCCAGGCUGCAGUGCAUGUGUGUCCAAAGAGCUGGCUAGCCUAGAUGCCUAAAAUUAGCCUGGGGACCAGCUCCUGGAAAGGCCAGUUUUUGCACCCUCCCCCGGCCCCCAUUAACCCAGAAAUCCAAGGAGCGGCAGCAUGCAUUUUCCGCGUCCUCCGUUUGUGCAGACACAGAGCUAUGAUCGAUAGGCGCACGGGCCAGGCAGACGCAGACAGAAAUUGAUCAGACCUGUUUCGCGAUCGUCGAGGACACGUGACGAGGCCGCCGGCCUUCCUUCCCGGCGCCGGGGCGGGGGGGCCGGCCUGCGGCGCGCUGCGGCAGGGGCGCGCGAGGAGGCGGCGCGGCGGCGGCGGCGCGCAGCUCGGCCGGGCUCCCCGGCUGCGCUCGGGCCGGCGGGAGCCCGCGCGCGGGCGGCGUCACGAGGGGCGGGGCGGCGGCUCGCCGGGAAGUUGCGCCCAGAGAAGUUGCAGCCAUGUGUUUCUUUUGUCCUACUUUUUUAAAAUUAAGUCAAAAUGCCAAUAAGACCAGAUCUCCAGCAGUUGGAAAAAUGCAUUGAUGAUGCUUUAAGAAAAAAUGAUUUCAGACCUUUGAAAACACUUUUACAAAUUGAUAUUUGUGAAGAUGUGAAGAUUAAGUGCAGCAAACAAUUUUUCCACAAGUUGGAUGACCUUAUGUGCAGGGAGCUUAAUAAGAGGGAUAUACAAGCUGUUUCAAUAAUUUUGGUUACUCUUGGAAGAUGUGGCAAAAAUAUCAGUGUAUUGGGGCAAGCUGGACUUCUGGCUAUGAUAAAACAAGGACUAGUCCAAAAGAUGGUUGCUUGGUUUGAAAAAUCCAAGGAAAUUAUUCUGAGUCAAGGAAAUUCAAAAGAUGAAGCUGUUAUAAAUAUGAUAGAAGACUUAUUUGAUCUUUUGAUGGUCAUACAUGACAUCAAUGAUGAAGGUAAAAGACAAGUAGUGGAAAGUUUCGUACCUCGAAUUUGUGCCCUGGUUAUUGACUCAAGAGUGAAUAUUUGUAUUCAGCAGGAGACUCUAAAAAGAAUGAAUGCUAUGCUUGACAAAAUGCCUGAAGAUGCCAGGAAAAUACUCUGUAACCAAGAAAUGUUAAUUCUCAUGAGUAGUAUGGGAGAAAGGAUUUUAGAUGCUGGAGAUUAUGAUUUACAAGUAGGUAUCGUAGAAGCUUUAUGUAGAAUGACCACAGAAAAACAAAGACAAGAACUGGAAUGUCAGUGGUUUUCAAUGGAUUUCAUUGCUAAUGCAUUUAAAGGAAUUAAAGACUCUGAAUUUGAAACAGAUUGCAGGAUAUUUCUCAACCUUGUAAACGGCAUGCUUGGAGACAAGAGAAGGGUCUUUACAUUUCCUUGUUUAUCAGCAUUUCUUGAUAAAUAUGAGCUGCAAAUACCAUCAGAUGAAAAACUUGAGGAAUUUUGGAUAGAUUUUAAUCUUGGGAGCCGGAGUCUAUCAUUCUACAUUGCUGGAGAUAAUGAUGAUCAUCAGUGGGAAGCAGUCACUGUGCCUGAGGAAAAAGUACAGUUAUACAGCAUUGAAGUGAGAGAAGCAAAGAAGAUACUGACCAUAAUUCUGAAAAAUACUGUAGAAAUUAGUAAAAGAGAAGGGAAAGAAUUGUUUUUGUAUUUUGAUGCAUCAUUAGACAUCACUAAUGUGACACAAAAAAUUUUUGGUGCAAAUAAAUACAGGGAAUUUACCAGAAAACAAGGUAUUUCAGUUGCCAAAACAUCUGUGCAUAUACUUUUUGAUGCGAGUGGAUCACAGAUUCUAGUGCCAGAGAGUCAAAUCUCACCAGUCGAAGAAGAACUCGUUAGUUUGAAAGAAAAACCUAACCCCCAAAAGGAAUUUGCUAUACCUCCAAAAUAUGUCAAAAAUAGUAAUCAAGGGGACAGAAAAAAUAGUCAGCUUGAGAUAAUUACUCCUAGCAAAAGAAAAAUGUCUGAAGCAUCAAUGAUUGUUCCUGGUGCAGAUAGAUACACUGUGAGAAGCCCAAUACUUUUAAUCAACACAUCAACACCACGAAGAGGAAGAGUUAAACCACCACUGCAAAUGAUGAGUUCUGCAGAAAAACCUGGUGUUUCUAAAACAUCAGAAAAUGGAGCAGAUAAUGCUGUAUCACUUAAAUCGAGACCAUCUGAAGGAAGAAAUAGAGGAGAUAAUACAGACAAACAUAUCAAAACUGCUAAAGUUGUAGAAAAGACAGAAAAUAAGGACAUUGAAUUCCCAAACCAAAAUUUUAAUGAACUCCAGGAUAUUGUUCCUGAUUCACAGGCAGUGGGAAAAGUAGAUAAACCUGUGCUACCUUGUGUUUUAGACAACAUCGAUGGAAAUAAAAUGCACUCCAAAUGGUCAUGUUGGACACCUGUAACAAAUAUUAAGCUAUGUAAUAAACUGAUAGCAAGUACUUCAUCAGAAGACACAUUAAAUCAAGAUAUUAUUAUCAACAAAAAACUUACUAAGCAAAAGUCAUCCUCUUCAAUAUCUGGUGAUAAUUCUGAAGAAACAGAAGGAGUGCAAUAUAAGAAAGAAAUCAUGCAGCAUAACAAAAUAGAUAAAGCAGAAGUAGAAGUUUACAAAAGAAACAAUCAACGACAGCUAAAUCAUCCUAAACAUUUGGAACAGAAAAAUACUGAAAAUACGGAGCAGAGUGAUUGGCGUAUUGAAUCUGAAACUACUUUUAAAUCAGUUCUCCUAAAUAAGACAGUUGAAGAAUCUCUAAUCUAUAGGAAGAAAUACAUAUUGUCAAAAGAUGGGGAGACUGCUAUUUGUGACCAAAGCCCUUCUCCUAGAAACAAUGUGAAAAGUCAUAGAAAAUCAGGAAAAAGAUUGACAUCUGAACUUAAUUCCCGAGAUUUGAAACAAAAAAAAAUUAGGCAAAAGUCAAAAGGGAAAGGAUUUACUGAUGCAGCAGAAUCCUUGAUAAGCGAAAUUAAUAAGAAAUACAAACCAAAGGAUGACAUAAAGUCUACAAGAAAAUUAAAGGAGUCUUUGAUUGAUGGUGGUCUUUCUAACAAAUCUGAUCUACAGCUCAGUAAGGGAAAGGUUCAGAAAAAAAGUUAUAGACAACUGAAGACUACUUUUGUUAAUGUUACUUCUGAAUGCCCAUUGAAUGAUGUUUACAAUUUUAAUGUGAAUGGAGCUGAUGAGCCUAUUAUAAAACUUGGAAUCGAGGAGUUUCAAGCUACAACUAGAGAAGCCUGCGUGGAUAAUUCAAUAAAAUUGGUAGGUUUAAGGAAUCAUGAUGAAUUUGAACCGUCUCUCAAAACAAAAGAUAAAAGAAUUGUAACAAAUCAUAAAAAGAAAAAUCUCUUUAGUGAUACUGACACAGAAUACAGAUGUGAUGACAGCAAGACUGAUAUUAGCUGGCUAAGAGAAUCAAAAUCAAAACCACAGCUAAUAGACUAUAGCAGAAAUAAAAAUGUGAAGAAACAUAAAAGUGGGAAAUCGAGACCAUCUUUGGAAAGGGAACAACCAAGAUCUAAAAUGACACCCAACAAAAACAUCACCAAAAAGAUAAAGGAGACAGUUCCAGUUGGGAGAACCAGACUUCCACGAAGAGCGACAAAAACCAAAAAAAAUUAUAAAGAUCUCUCAAAUUCAGAAUCAGAGAGUGAGCAAGAAUUUUCACAUUCAUUUAAAGAAAAAUUGCUGGUAAAGGAGGAGAAUAUCCGUUCCAGAAGCAAAACCAUGAAGCUGCGGAAGAAGCAACAGAAUGCCUUCUCUUCUGAAACACAAAAGGACACAUCAAAAGAAUGGAAAAACUCAUCUCUACUAAAAGAUACUGUCAGAGAUAAUAGCCAUGACUUAGCUCCUAUAUCUUUAUCUGGGAGUCCAUCAUCUAUAGAAGUAAUGAGAUGUAUAGAGAAAAUAACAGAAAAGAAUUUUACUCAGGAUGAUGACUGUAUAACAAAAUCCAUAUCACCUUAUCCAAAAUCUUCAUCACCUGAAUCCUUAAACAGUAAAUAUGGAGCUGGAGGUCCAAUAAAGUCACCCAAAAACAGUGAGAAAAAUUUACUGUAUACAAGAGAAAGUUGCUCACCAAUUCCACGAUCAUACUUUUUGGAAAGUCAUUCAGCAUCUCCAUUAUCCAUGUCUAGCGAAGGAAGAGAGAAAAUAUGGUGUGACAUGCCCUCUGACUCUACUCAUGUAUCAGGCCCUACACAACAUCUGAGUCGCAAACGAAUGCACAUAGAAGAUAAUCUAAGUAAUUCCUCCGAUGACGUAGAACUGGAAGGGGAAACGCAAGAGAGAGCAGAUCUGCUUCCCAAAAAACUAUCUAAAACCAAAGAUGCAGACCACCACGCUUACAAAGUGUCUGAAAGUGUAUCUCCAUUAUCAACAAAUGUUUUUUCUAUUCCUGGGGAGAACUGGGAAACUGAAAUUUCAGGUGUAGGGAUGAUGUGUGAGCAGCUCAACACAGAAUUUAGGAGGAAAAUUCAGAUCCGUUACAAAAUGAUGGAUUAUUUUACUAAGCAGUCUUGGAAAAUAGCUCAACAACAUCUGAAAACAAUGAACCAUCAGAUUCAGGAGUAUAGGAUCAAAAAACUUGAUAAAUUCCAAUUCAUCAUCAUAGAGGAGCUAGAGAAUUUUGAAAAAGAUUCACAGUCUUUAAAAGAUUUGGAGAAGGAAUUUGUGGACUUUUGGGAAAAGCUAUAUCAGAAGUUCAAUGCCUAUCAAAAAAGUGAACAGCAGAGGCUUCACCUUUUGAAAGCUUCAUUGGACAAAAAUGUCUUCUACCACACUGAUUAUGAAGAAACUAUUUUUACAUCUGAGAUGUGUUUGAUGAAAGAAAACAUGAAAAUGCUGCAAGACAGGCUUCUUAAGGAAAUGCAAGAAGAGGAGCUUCUUAAUGUACGCAGAGGACUGAUGUCAUUAUUCAUGGCUCAUGAGAGAAAUGUUAAUGUGUGACAUCUAGUUGUUAUCAACGAGUUUUAUGUAAUUAUUCCUUUUUGUGUAUAACUAACUGAGGAAAUACCAGAAUAGCCCUAUAAAGAGAAAGAUACACAUGUCACUCAGGCAAGAGUACCUUUGUAGGAACCUCCACAUUCAAAGAAAUGUCAUCUUAUGGAUGAGAAAGAACCACUAAAACAUGAGUCCAAGCCUAAAAGACUUUCAUCUGUACAAUACUACUUUUUUGUUAUUUUUUUUAGAGAGAAAGUUUUGGGAAACCAAACAGUAAAAGGAAUUGGCUUGUUUUUGUAGUAAUAUUUCCCAUUAGACAAAUAUUACUGAGUUAACUGCACUCACAAAACUAGUUUCUUUAAUAAACUAAAAUUUAUCAUAUAAAAUGUAUUUUUAAAUGAAUACAGUUUGGACUAAAUAAAAUAUUAUUAAAAUUUGUUUACUAGUUCAGAAUAUACUACAAGUGAUUAAAAUUUAGCUAUGCUUAGAAGGCAGAGAAGUCUCUGAUGUGAAAUAUUUACCUGAGUGUAAAUCAGUACUAUUGGAGACUAUAUUUAUUCAGCUAUGGCUCCAAUGCAUUAGAAGUCACUAAAUAGCCUAAAAUAGUUACUAUAUUGUCCAAACAUUUCUUAACUCAUAAGCAGUCUGUUCUGACAAGUACUUUUUAAGCUCCUAGUGUUCAUUGUAAUAAUAUUUUGCCAGAUGAAUUUAUAAAAAUGAAUACAUUUAGUUUGCUUUAAUUGUAUAAUAAAAUUGAAAUAAAUGCUAUCA